UAAUGUUGAUGGACCCUUUGCCAUCGGUGCAAAAGGUUUUCUCCAUGAUCUUGCAACAAGAAAGAGAAUUCCAUGGUACCAACGAUAAUCAGGUAUUGGCAGUGACUUCUAAUAAUGAAAGGAACAACUAUAAAGGAUCCAAAACAUUUAAAAGAAAUAAAGACUACAACACAAAGGUAUGUUCCCAUUGUGGGAGGAUUGGUCACCUAGUUGAUUCAUGUUAUAAGAAACAUGGUCCUCCACUACAACACAAGCAUGGCAGAAUUGUGAACCAGUACCAAUCUGUUUCUGAUGAGGAUACUGAUGAUGAUCAAUCUGUCCACUCUCAGAGAGUAGUCUCCCAUAAUUCAGGGAACAUGUUUACUCCAGAACAACAUCAAGCCCUUCUAGCCCUUCUUCAACAAUCAGGUAGCACAUCCAGUCACUCUGUGAAUCAACUUGCAGGUCCUUCUAUCCUUUCUUCUCCAAAGCCACCAGAUUCAAGCAAAUCACUCCAUGAGGAUGAUUGGUGCAGCUGAGUUGCGGGCAGGAUUGUAUGCAAUGGUUUCCUCACCUGAGUCAAAUGUUGUUCAUCACUGUACAAGUCAUUUUUUUACUUACCAAUCAGAUUUAUGGCAUUUGAGAUUAGGACAUUUAUCACAUGACAAACUUUCUGCUCUCAAGGGAUCUUAUCCUGAAAUUCAAUGCAAUAAAAUUUCUUUGCCUUGUGAAAUUUGUCAUCUUGCUAAGCACAAAAGAUUACCUUUUCCAGAUAGCUUAACCAAAUCUGAAAAUGUGUUUGAUUUAAUUCAUGUAGACA
Messenger RNA from Cajanus cajan (pigeon pea), 799 nucleotides. Lineage: Eukaryota; Viridiplantae; Streptophyta; Magnoliopsida; Fabales; Fabaceae. The record is from RefSeq and is a predicted model, not a curated record.